Messenger RNA from Sarcophilus harrisii (Tasmanian devil), 1780 nucleotides. RefSeq names its product cytochrome P450 2J2-like. The transcript is spliced from 9 exons. Bases 151 to 1659 code for a protein of 502 amino acids. NCBI's taxonomy places the organism in Eukaryota, Metazoa, Chordata, Mammalia, Dasyuromorphia, Dasyuridae. The record is from RefSeq and is a predicted model, not a curated record. Gene Ontology annotation, cellular component: intracellular membrane-bounded organelle; cytoplasm. Gene Ontology annotation, biological process: xenobiotic metabolic process. Gene Ontology annotation, molecular function: iron ion binding; heme binding; oxidoreductase activity, acting on paired donors, with incorporation or reduction of molecular oxygen, reduced flavin or flavoprotein as one donor, and incorporation of one atom of oxygen.
CUGACUGGCCCAUAAAACCAGCCCUAGCAGCAGUUCCACAGAGACAAACAUUGCUUGAGUUGGGAACACUACUUCCAGUGGCCCCAUAUUAGGGGGUGAAGAAGGAGGAGGAGUUUGGCUGCUCUGGCCUUCCUGCUAGAGCUGGGAAAGAUGCAGCUCUCUCUGGGAAACAUGAUCCCUUCUCUUUGGGAAGGAACCCCACUGCAGAGUUUCCUUCUCCUCUCUGCCAUCAUCCUGAUCCUGAUACAUUAUGUUCAGAGUAGGAGACGACAUCUAAACUACCCCCCUGGCCCUCCAAGUUUGCCCAUAUUGGGCAACUUCCUCCAGAUGGAUUUUGAAAAGCCCCAAGUCACCAUGCAAAAGUUUGUCCAGAAAUAUGGAAAUAUUGUGUCCAUGCACGUGGGCAGUCAAAUCUUUGUAAUAGUAACUGGAUUGCCAUUGAUCAAGGAGGUCCUGGUCAACCAAGGUGAUGUGUUUAUUGAUCGACCACAACUCCCUAUCCAUCUUCAUAUCUUUAAGUCACUUGGCUUAAUCAUGUCUAAUGGCCAACUGUGGAAACAGCAAAGAAGAUUUGCCUUAAUGACUCUAAGGAACUUUGGUUUGGGAAAGAAGACCCUGGAAGAUCGGAUACGGGUAGAGGCCAAGUAUCUCAUUGAGGCUAUGAGGGAAGAAAAAGGGCAGCCCUUUGACCCCCACUUUGUGAUCAACAAUGCUGUUUCUAACAUCAUCUGCUCUGUAACAUUUGGGCAUCGUUUUGAGUACCAUGAUUCAAAAUAUCGGGAGCUGCUGAAGACUGUGGAUUACGUCAUGAAGCUUUUGCCUAGGUGGGAAUGUCAGCUCUUCAAUAUAAUUCCUUCUGUAAUGAAAUUCUUGCCAGGACCUCACCAGAAGGUCUUCAGAGAAUCUAAAAAGCUAGAAUCUUUUGUAGAAGAUGUAAUCAAACAACACAAGGAAAACCUGAAUCCAGAGGAGCCCCAGGAUUUCAUUGAUGCUUACCUGAUAGAGCUAUCCAAGGAUAACAUCCAUUCUAGUUUCAAUGAAAAAAAUUUAAUCUACUGUACCAUGGACCUCUUCUUUGCUGGAACAGAGACAACUUCAACCACUUUAAGGUGGGCACUGCUGUACAUGGCCCUUUAUCCAGAGAUCCAAGACAAAAUACAAGCUGAGAUUGACAGGGUGAUUGGCCAAACUCGGCAGCCCACCAUAGCCGAUAAGGAGAAUUUGCCCUACACUAAUGCAGCUGUUCAUGAAGUUCAAAGAAUGGGUGACAUUAUUCCUUUCAAUGCACCCAGGAUGUCUGUGGUUGAUACCACAGUGGCAGGAUACCAUGUGCCUAAGGGGGCCAUGAUGAUGACCAACUUGACUGCUUUGCACAGGGACCCCAAGGAGUGGGCAACCCCAGAAACCUUCAACCCAGAACAUUUUCUGGAGAACGGCCAAUUUAAGAAAAAAGAGUCUUUUGUACCUUUCUCAAUUGGAAAGAGGGCCUGCCUGGGAGAACAGCUGGCUCGGACUGAGCUCUUCCUUUUCUUCACCAGCCUGCUCCAGAAAUUCACGUUCCAGGCUCCUCCAAACACCCAGCUGAGCUUGGACUUCCAAAUAAGUAUGGCCGUCUCUCCUCUCCCCUACAAAAUUUGUGCCAUUCCUCGAGAGAUAUAGGCCAAGCCAGGCCUGUGAGGUGAUCGUCCAAGGGGCACACUGGAACCAGCCUCAUGCUCCCUGCCUUUGGAGUCUGGCUAGGGACAAGAAGAGAAGUCAAGAAAGAAAAGAGGAGAAGAGA